UUUAGACUCAGAGACAAGGGAAGUAACUAGUGCAAGGGAAAACCGAAAUUGCCGAAUUGUCUCGUACAGCAAAAAAAUGUUACUUCAGCGUGCAUUGAGACCAAUUCUUCGGAGAAACGCAGCUCUGCCAUUACGAAGAAAUAUGUCCGCCACUGUAGAAGAAGAAGUUGCUUCAACGAAACGAUGGAUGUUUGCCUCUAUAUUCAUAGGAGGGCCAAGUGUAAUAAUCGGCUACGUAAAUGCUUUCCUACUGGAACCAGAAGACCACACCCCUCCAGAAUACAAACCAUAUGAUCAUGUUCGCAUCAGAACCAAGCCUUUCCCAUGGAGAGAUGGUGACCAUAGCUUGCUGCAUAAUCCCUACUUCAAUGCUCCAAGAAACGGAGACGGUUACGAAAAAGAAUACAUCCACGGAGAACACUAAUUGAUUGAAAUAACAUAGACAUUAGUUGAAAAUGUGAUGAUACAAUUUUUUUUAUGAAAGCAAAGACAUUUUCUUGAUGAAAUUUUAACAGUUUGAAAAGAAGUUCAGUAAAAGUAAACAUAAAUUUUGAAAUAUCUGCUGUAUCACAAUCUUAGAUGAUGAAAGCAUUCAGUUUUGUGUUAUUAAACUGAAUAAUAAAAUAUAAUCAUGUAAAUGUCA
This is a messenger RNA of Mercenaria mercenaria, 643 nucleotides long. Its product is annotated as cytochrome c oxidase subunit 6A1, mitochondrial-like. The record is from RefSeq and is a predicted model, not a curated record. Gene Ontology annotation, biological process: mitochondrial electron transport, cytochrome c to oxygen. Lineage: Eukaryota; Metazoa; Mollusca; Bivalvia; Venerida; Veneridae. The transcript is spliced from 3 exons. The coding region runs from base 77 to 424 and encodes 115 amino acids. Gene Ontology annotation, cellular component: mitochondrial inner membrane. Gene Ontology annotation, molecular function: enzyme regulator activity.